Messenger RNA from Danio aesculapii, 2019 nucleotides. It is a transcript of the gene paplnb, whose product is annotated as papilin b, proteoglycan-like sulfated glycoprotein. The transcript has 14 exons. Gene Ontology annotation, biological process: extracellular matrix organization. The coding region runs from base 87 to 1733 and encodes 548 amino acids. NCBI's taxonomy places the organism in Eukaryota, Metazoa, Chordata, Actinopteri, Cypriniformes, Danionidae. Gene Ontology annotation, cellular component: extracellular matrix. The record is from RefSeq and is a predicted model, not a curated record. Gene Ontology annotation, molecular function: serine-type endopeptidase inhibitor activity; metalloendopeptidase activity.
UUCAGUCCUGAGUCUGCAUGGACAUCAGUGUCAUAACUCUCUUGCCGUGACCGAGUCAGCUUGACAUUUACAAAGACGCUGAGAAGAUGAUGCUCCACUAUCUUCUCGGGACUUUGUGCCUGAUCUCUGCCGUUUUCAGCUUGAGGCCACCAUCUGAUGAUUAUUAUGGUGAAUAUGGCCCAUAUGGACCCUGCAGCCGCACAUGCGGUGGCGGAGUCGCUGUGAGAACAAGGAUCUGCAACACCAUGAGGACGGAUGGUGGACACAAUUGCGUGGGACCAUCAAAGUCCUACAAGCUCUGUAACACACAGGAAUGUCCUGCUGGAUCUAGAGAUUUCCGUGAGGAACAGUGCUCUCACUUUGACCAAAUGACCUUCCAGGGGAAACGUUACACCUGGCAGCCAUACUAUGGAGCAUCAAACCCGUGUGAGCUGGUCUGUGUGCCCAGAGGAGAGAACUUCUACUACCGCCACAGACCCGCUGUGGUGGACGGCACUCUAUGCCACGUGGGUCGCAGUGACGUUUGUGUGGAGGGCGUCUGCAGAGCGGUGAGCCAUGGAGAGAUUGUGGGCUUUGAGGAUCGCGAUAUUCCUGUCACUUCUAGACAUGGACCUGUUGCCGCUGUCCAUCUGGACACUUACAGAUACACAUACAGUGCCUACUCUGAGUGUUCCCGUCACUGUGGAGGAGGUGUUCAGAGCCGCACUGUUUACUGUAUUCAUGAGAGAACAUCGGCAAUGGUCGAUGAGUCCCACUGCAUUGCAAAGGGCCUCAGAAAACCAACUGCACAGGUGGCCUGCAACGAACACGCCUGUGCCGAAUACAGUGCCGGCCCAUUUGGUGAUUGUUCAGUGACGUGUGGUGAAGGGCUGCAGACCCGAGAGGUGAUUUGUGUCGGGGGCAGAGGAGAGAGACUCUCUGAGCACCACUGCAGUGGACUCACACGACCACAGGAAACCAAAGCCUGCAAGAAACCGGCCUGCCAUCAGGUCUUCAGAUACUACACCAACGACUUCAGCCUGUGCACCCGGAGCUGUGGAACUGGCACCCGCGAGCGCAGAGUGGUGUGCAUGGAUUUGGAUCAACAUCCAUAUUCAGAUGACAGAUGUGCUUCUCUUUCCAGACCUCAUGCUGUGGAGAACUGCAACACACAGCCCUGCCCUGGCCCACAGACGGUGCUCAGUGUGCAGAACCCCAAUGGUUAUGAGAGCUCCUUGCGUGGAUUUGUGCCUCACACUCACGACCCAGUAUCAGUUUACAGACCAAGCGAUCCUUAUCCCACAGUGACUGGUCCUCAUUGCGCUCAGUCUUAUUAUGGCUGCUGUCCUGAUGGCCACACUGCGGCCUCUGGGCCUCGUGGAGAAGGCUGUGCUCAUGAUGACUGCCAGAGAUCCAGAUACGGCUGCUGUCUGGAUGGAGUAACGGCUGCUCUGGGUUACAGAAGAGCAGGAUGUCCUGACUCCUCCUAUGGGGAUCACAGUCCCUCUGCUAGCGUGUGCUCUUUGUCACGAGAUGUCGGGCCCUGUUAUGAAUAUAAAUCCCGCUUCUACUUUGAUCAUUCCUCUGGCUCUUGCUCCCAGUUCUGGUUUGGUGGAUGCCAAGGAAAUGGCAAUAACUUUGUCUCCAAGGUGGCGUGUGAGCGGACGUGUAAGGCUUCUGUCAGAGGAAGAGAGCCAGCAUCCAGGAGAGUGAUCUACGAGGUCAGAGGUUAUAGAAUGAGAUCCCGCGCAUAAUAAAUGUCCAGAGACAUCCAACUCAUAAACAUGUAGAUAAAACAGCAGUUUAUUCAACGCAUUCAUUUGUGCUGAUUUAAAAGCAGUCUUGGGUUUAUACUGACAUCUACUGGCAUUGAUUUGUUUAAAAGGUAUGAAAGAGAAACACUUUGUCAAACAUGACUGCAUCAAAGCUAAAGAUAAUUUUCAUUUCUUUUUAUGUUUCGGUGUAAGUAUACAUUGUACUUUGGUUGUAUACUCUUGCUAAGCCAUUAAAGUGUUAACACAAACCAACUGCACCAAAGAA